UCGAAACUUUGUUUCUUGGACUUUUUCUGUUGCUCGCUUGUUUUUUUCUGGUGCAAACCGUGCUUCUAUUCGACCUGCAAAGUGUUCGGCAGCAUCGGUCCAGGCCCGGAUUUAAUCUUUAAUCUUUAAUCUUUCCUCUCACCGACACUCAUCUUUAUUCAUCGUGGCAUGGUUUUGCAUCGAAAGGUGAGAUUUCCAUGAACAACAGACACUUCCUGGGCUCUAAAAAAAAGAAGAAAAGUGAAACGUUUUGGGGGUUUGAUUGUGCUCGAUCCUCGUCUGACGUGGCAUCAGGAUUUGCUUUGACCGGACGCGUGUUCACAUCCAAAGCCAUCUCGCCAGCUGUGUAGACCCCUGCUCUCUCCACCCCUGCGCUAUGAGCAGAGGUAGAGGAGGGCCUUACAAAGAACAACCCCACUGGCACCCGCCACUCCAUCGCAGCCCCACCAAGAGGCUUCCUAAACCUGACAACUUCACCUCAAGCUACGACCCCCACCCUGUACCCGAUUCUUUUCCCAACCUGCAGGUCCAGUUUCUGAGAGGACAGAGACCCGAGGCGCCGCAGUUCUCAGCCGAUCCGUCCCACUACUGCCUGCCGUGGGGUUACAACGCACAUCCAAGGCCGUACCGGGGCAGAGGCUGCCACAGCCGGGUCCAGAGUCAUGCCUACACGCCGACCGGCCGCUUGAGUCAAAACCCGGUGCAAAGUCGAUGGCGCAGCUCCAACUCUGGAUGCAGCGUACCAGAUAGCGGUCUUCGCGCCAGUUUUCAGAGCUUGUCAAUCAACCCCAGUAGGACCAACAGCGCAGGCCGCGACUUCACUAGAGGCGUCAUCACACUCACGGCAGAGAUCCAAGACCACGUGCACCAGGCUCUGGCUGCUCUGAGACCAAGUGAGAGUAUCUCUGCAAAGUUCCUGUGCAAAAAACUCCAUCUUCCCAAAAAGAUCAUCAACCAGGCUCUGUACUCCUUGGAAAGUUCACAGAAAGCCUCCAAGCAAGGAACCGCCCCUCCAAAGUGGACUUCAUACAAAGAAGCUGUCAGUGCUGAGGAACAGCAAAACACCCGAAUCCCUGAAGUGACGUUAAAAACUUUAGAUGAGGAAGAGCAGGUAGAAGAAGAAGACACUGACAUUGAAAUCAGCUCUCACUUCUCUUCCUCCGAGUCUUCUGUCUUGGAAGAGAACCCGCCGCAGGAGAACCAACACCCGAGCUCCGCCGCAUCCCCUGAUUCGUUUAAAUCUUCCACCAUGGCAGAUCAGAAGGAGCAGGUUCUGCAGCACCUCCUGGAUUUAGGGGUGGUGACUUCCCUCGUGCUUGCUAAAAACAUGGGUCUGAAGACCUCCAAGCAGGUCAAUCCCACCUUGUACGACCUGGAGAAAAAAGGCGACGUCGUGAAGAACAGCAAAGUCAAUCCCCCGACCUGGGAGCUCUCGGCGCACCGCAGAGAGAGAAUGACGAGGAGCCUCAAAGCCGCCAAGAGCGGCCAGUCGGGGGAGGUACCUGGUCAGGUGAAGAUGGAGGGGUCUCUCUUACCGCCUGAACCGAUCAUCGCCGACCUGGAGCCACUGCCAUUUGACGAAAGUUGGAUACCAAAGCACAUUGAAGUGGACGAAUCCGGGGGCGGUCCCGCCGCCGUUCAGCCACCCUCCUUAAACGCAAAUCAGGGUAUGGAGACCGCCGAAGGUCAGUGGGCUUCCGACGAGAUCCCAGAAUUCUUAAAUGCCAUUCGCAAAUCAACCGACGCCGAGAGAGAGGCGGCGGCGGCGGCGGCCAACCCGAUAGGAACCGUCGCCGUGUCCCUGGCCGCCCCGCCGGCUCAGAACCUUUGGGCCAAAUUACAAGAGGUCCGACUGAAGAACCCCGUCAGCGGCCUGAUGGAGUACGCACAAUAUCUGGGCCACACCUGUGAAUUCUUACUCCUCGACCAAUCCGGACCCUCCCACGAUCCAAGAUUCCGAAUGCAGGUUAUGCUCAACGGGAGACUGUUUCCUGUAGCGGAAGCGUCCACAAAAAAGGUAGCGAAGAAAGACGCGGCGGCCGCCACCUUGCUGAUUCUCUUCGGGGAGAUGCAGGGAGGUACAAGUACAGGGGGUGAGGGAAGUACUGCCGGGAUGGACCAAACCAAAAUGGACAUGCUUUCGGACUCUGGUGGUCCCAUUGAAGGCUCGGGGGGUGUUUUUGGGGCCGGUAGCGUGGAAGUGAUGGGCAUGUCCGAUGGGUCCCGCCAACCUCUGUCCCGCUCUCUGCCCGGCGGGAAGAAUCCGGUGUCGGUCCUGAUGGAAUACAGCCAACGUAGCGGGAACCCCAUUGAAUUUAUCAUCACCGGCCAAGUGGGCCCGCCGCAUGACCCGAGGUUCAUGUACAGAGUGAAAGUCGGAGAGACGUUGUUUGCAGAGGCAUCGGCCCCGAGCAAAAAGGCAGCGCGCCAGCUGGCGGCAGAGGAAGCCGUCAAAGAAUUAAUGGCGGAUGGAAGGCUGCAGCUCAACAAGCCUCAGUUGCCUCUCGGCUCCAACAGCGAUAGCGAUAACUGCGGGACCACUUGCCCCUCUUUGCCGCCCCUGACUGCCGAUGAGCUGCGAGCAGCCCACGAGGCCGGCGUUGGGGAUCUUAUCAACCACCUGAACAACAAUGCGGUGUCGGGCCUUCUGGAGUACGCCCGCGCCCGAGGAUUUGCUGCAGAGAUCCGUCUGGUGGGCCAAUCCGGGUCUGCACAUGAGCCUAAGUUCACCUACCAGGCCAAGCUGGGUGGACGCUGGUUCCCUGCGGUGUGCGCGUCCAAUAAGAAGCAGGGCAAACAGGAAGCUGCCGACGCUGCCCUACGCGUUUUGAUCGGAGAGGCGGAGAGGGCAGCCCGGACUGGGGAGCUGAUCCCCGCCGAGCUUCCUGUUAGCGGCAGCACGUUGCACGACCAGAUCGCCAUGCUCAGCCACCAGCGCUUCAACGCCUUGACCACGCGCAUCCAGCACAGCCUCCUGGGACGCAAGAUCCUGGCCACCAUCGUCAUGAGGAGGGGGGAAGGCCUGGGGACCGUGGUUAGCCUGGGAACCGGCAAUCGCUGCGUGAAAGGGGAGGAGCUGAGCCUUAAAGGGGAGACCGUAAAUGACGGCCAUGCUGAAAUCAUCUCCAGAAGAGGAUUUAUCAGGUUUCUGUACAGCGAGUUGAUGAAGCACCGCGAAGGUAUCGACAACAGUAUAUUCGAGGCGGCGGAAGACAACAAACUGCGGGUCAAAUCUGACAUCACCUUUCACCUCUACAUUAGCACGGCGCCCUGCGGGGACGGCGCUCUAUUUGACAAGUCGUGCAGCGAGACGGGGGACGAGGCGUCGGGUCACCAGCCUCUGUUUGAGAAUGCCAAGCAGGGCAAGCUGCGCACCAAGGUGGAGAAUGGCGAGGGCACCAUCCCGGUAGAAUCCAGCGCCAUUGUGCCCACCUGGGACGGCAUCCAGCACGGGGAGAGGCUCCGCACCAUGAGCUGCAGUGAUAAGAUCCUACGCUGGAACGUGUUGGGCCUGCAGGGGGCGCUGCUCACUCACUUUCUGCAUCCCAUCUACCUGAAGUCCAUCACACUCGGGUAUCUGUACAGCCACGGUCACCUGACCCGAGCCGUGUGCUGCCGGCUGGCGAGAGACGGCCAAGCGUUCAACCAAAGUCUCCCUCCUCCCUUCCAGCUCAACCACCCUGAGGUGGGCCGAGUCAGCGUGUACGACUCCACGCGCCACACGGGAAAAACUAAGGAGUCCAGUGUGAACUGGAGCCUUCCGGACCAGACGUGCGUGGAGGUUCUGGACGGGACCAAAGGCAAACUGGAUGGGAACAAGCUGGCCGUGUCCCGCGUGUCCAAGUCCAACCUCUUCUGUCUGUUCCGCUCGCUGUGCCAGCGGUGCGGCCGCACGGACCUCCUCUCCAUGCCCUCCUACUCCCAGGCCAAAAUGGCGGCCACGUCAUUCCAGCUAGCAAAGCAGCGGUUCUUCCAAGCGCUCGGCGACCACGGCUACGGAGCGUGGAUCGGCAAACCGCUGGAGGAGAAGAGCUUCGAGGUGGGGGAGUGGACGGGCGGAGCCGGCGCCGUCCCGUUUGGCGGCAAUCGGAACGGAGGAGCGAUGGAAUACAACCAGGCGGAGGCGUAGCGCGUUGCGGCGAUGAAACGGGGACGGGGUGCCGCUUGAGAAGGGGAGGGGUGGGGGAGCGGACAAAGAGGACAAUCAAACAACACCUUAGCCAAUGGCUGCCAUCUGAUUGGCUAAAGGCUAAGAAGAGAGUCAUGGGAACGAACGGAGCAGGAAAUGACAUGACGGGAAGCCUGAAGGAGGAGGGCUCGGAAAUAACAACAACAAAGCCACAGAAGAGUUAGUUAGCUUGUACAGACGCCCGUCCCCGCCGCCCCCCUUCUCAUUUCGCAGAGCUGGCAGGAUCCCUUCCUAAACAUCACAUGACCCACCAGCGGGGGCGGCGCCCCUGCUGACCCGCCGGCGGGGGCGGCGCCCCUGCUGACCCGCCGGCGGGGGCGGCGCCCCUGCUGACCCGCCGGCGGGGCGGCGCCCCUGCUGACCCGCCAG
Molecule: messenger RNA, 4558 nt
Organism: Doryrhamphus excisus (bluestripe pipefish)
Lineage: Eukaryota; Metazoa; Chordata; Actinopteri; Syngnathiformes; Syngnathidae
Source: RefSeq, a predicted model, not a curated record